AUGAUUUCCACCAAAUUUCUCCUCUCUUGUUUCCCCCUUGCGCCUCGCCCUCCACAACCACACCAACAACAACGACAAAACUCUACCACACACAAUUGACAGCAGCAGCCUGACCAACAACAACAGCACAACCGCUAAGGAGAAGAAAGAAGAAAGCAACUUGUCCUGCGUCGCCACCCCUUUGCUUGAUUGCUGCUUGGUGUCCUUCCGUUCCCUUCGAAACUCGAAGACUGAGUGAGCGCACGCACGAGGUUUGGCUGCCCAAGCGCUCGCAGUUGUUGCCGCCAUGGCGUCAACGACCAUCACCAUCCCCAUCACCCUGCAGCGGGAAGGCGACGAAGGCCUGGGCUUUUCCAUCGGCUCAGCAAACCCAGCCUGCGUCACCAACAUCACCCCAGACGGUCCGGCGUUUCAUGCCGGGUUGCGGCGCGGCGACAUUAUUCUCUCCAUCAAUGGGGAAGACGUCACCUCUCUCCCACACAACCUCGUUGUCACCCGCCUCACGUCAGUGUCACGCAUUGAGCUGGAGGUCCAGCGUGUGACAAGUAGCGACUCCCAUUCGGAUGGCGUCAACGUGGAUGCGGAAUCACAGCAGGACUCCAUGCACGGCGGCCACCACGCCCCCAACCCGCCAUCGGAGGCUGAACUUGAGGCGUACAAGCCCUUCUCGGACCUUGACCUGUUGUUGCAGAGUCCCCCGCACAUGGCCACCUUCCUCAAUUUUGUCCUCAGCCCACAGGGCGUGACCGAGGACGAAACACUGUAUCUGCUGAACCUGAACUGGUUCCUCGAGGACCCGCUCUUCCCCGCCGCCCGCACGCUCUACAAUGACUUCCUCGCAACAAAGGCGCCAAUGCGGAUCAGCUGCGUGCCGGAUGAGGUGAUGCAGACGGUUGAGCAGGCGCUGUCGACGAAGAAGCCAACCAGCGCCAUGCUCAGGCAAGCGUUCAAGCCGACGCAGGAUGCGACGCGGCGGCACGUGGCGAUUGUGCUGCGGGACUUCAACCAGUACCUGCACAACGGCUUUGGCGACCUCUGCCACGCCGCACGUCUCAUCCACCUCUCCACCGCCGAGGAACUCAGGCUGGUUGAGGACAUGAUUGGGCCGCACAUACGGGAGGCGCAGGCGCGGCAGAGCAAUGCCGAGGAGAAGCACGUUGCUGCGCGCUUUGCCAUUGUCGAGCACACCCUCGCCCGCUUCUACACCAAGUCCGGCGGGGCCGCUGACAAGUACACGUCCGCAGCCGGCAGCACACGCGCCAGGCAGCUCUCUCGCAAGGACACGCAGAAGGUCGACUUUUACCACAUGGGCCACCGGUUUGUGACGACGACGUACACGCACCCGACGUUCUGCGCGGUGUGCCGCGGCAUGAUCCUCGGCCUCGUCAGGCAGGGGUGGGACUGCAUCGACUGUGGGAUGCAUCUGCACAAGAAGAACGACAAGUUCUCGUCGAGUUUCCGCCGCUGCCACACGCUCGUGCGCGAAAAGUGCAGUGGCCUCAAGAAGUCCCGUGGGCUGUUUGGGAGCAGCAGGCGCAAGAAGGGAUCAAAGCACGCGAAAUCGCUCGCUGCGAGCACGGCCGCUGCUAGCGUCUCCCCAGAUGACCCCGCAACAAAGCCGCUCGAGGGACAGGGCAAGGCAAAAUCGACGUCCUCGCUGACAACGGAUCAGUCCAACGAACUCUCCCUCUCCCGCAGCAACCGCUCAUCAAGCAAAUCAGCGAGCAGCCGGUUUUCGAUGCGUCGCGGGAACAACCACGCACUGAUGUUUGACGUGUCCAACGACCCGGAGUUUUGGCAGGAGACGGUGCAGGACAAGACGCUGGUGGCGACGCUGAGCAAACGCGAGACAAAACGGCAGGAGCUCAUCUACGAGCUCAUGCAGACGGAGAAACGAUUUGUCAGGCACCUCACCAUCUUUAAGGAGCUGAUCCGCAAGCGUGUGAUUGCGGAGAAUGUGCUGAGCUCCUCUGCUGUGCACGGCCUGUUUGCCAACGUGGACGACCUUCUGGAGAACAACGCUCCAAUUGCCGAUGCCCUUGAGCGCCGCCGCGCCGAGCGGAGUGGCAUGGUGGUCCACCACAUUGCUGACGUCAUGCUCCCGUACUUUCGCCAGUUCAACUGUGACGCAUACGCCACCUUCUGCAGCGGACAGCAGCGCGCUCUCAAGCUCUACAACCAGCAGAUGAAGGGCAACCAGGCGUUUGCGGACUGCAUCCGGCAGAUUGAGCAGCUGCCAGACAUCGAGCGCUUGACGUUCAGGGAUUUCGUCGCAAAGCCGAUGCAGCGCCUCACAAAAUACCCGCUCCUCAUCGAGGGCAUACUCAAGGGAACUGUCGACGACAACACACGCGAGCGCGAGGACCUGGAGGAGCUGUUGCAAUUGGCAAAGGGUGUCUUGCAACACGUGCAACACGUCAUCCGCAGCACAGAGGACAAGAAGCGGCUGUGCGAGAUUGACGACAAGCUCGACCGCUCUCAGCUGGACCGGCUUGAGAAGCUCAUGCUCAACGACCUUCCAAGCUCCGGCUUUGAACUCAUCCACGAAGAUGCACUGCAGCUCAAGUGCGCCGGGAAAAUGGUUGAGAUUCGAUGCAUUCUCCUUACACACGCCGUCAUCUUCUGCCAGCGAAAGGACGAGCGCCUCGUCGUAAAGCAGUCGCGAUGCUGUUGCAAUGGCAUGUGA
Molecule: messenger RNA, 2686 nt
Organism: Salpingoeca rosetta
Lineage: Eukaryota; Choanoflagellata; Craspedida; Salpingoecidae
Exons: 21
Coding region: 287-2686 (799 amino acids)
Biological process (GO): G protein-coupled receptor signaling pathway
Cellular component (GO): cytoplasm
Molecular function (GO): G protein-coupled receptor binding; guanyl-nucleotide exchange factor activity
Source: RefSeq, a predicted model, not a curated record